AUGGGUCUCGUGUGCUCGACGGCUCAGCUGGCAUGUUUGUGCGGAAGCACAGCUUGCAGUUUUUGUUGUUCCCAAUGUCCGUCAUGCAGGAACAGUACGAGCACUCGCAUCAUGUACGCAUUGCUCUUGAUGCUGGGAACUAUUGCAGCCUGCAUUACCCUUGCUCCCGGUCUACAGAAUGCGCUUAAAAAGGUACCAUUCUGUGCAAAUAGUUCCAACGGUUAUGUUCCAUCGCAAAUUACCGUAGAUUGCGACUCUGCGGUGGGUUACUUGGCAGUUUACAGAAUAUGCUUCAUUCUCUCCUUGUACUUCUUCCUGAUGUCUGUAAUAAUGAUCAGGGUGAGAAGUUCACAGGAUCCACGAGCGGCUAUACAAAAUGGAUUCUGGGCUAUCAAGUAUCUCCUGAUAAUUGGAGGGAUUAUUGGCGCCUUUUUCAUUCCAGAGAGAUCCUUUGGAGCUACUUGGAUGUACUUUGGAAUGAUAGGAGGCUUUCUCUUUAUAAUAAUACAGUUGAUUCUGAUUGUCGACUUUGCUCAUUCUUGGGCCGAUGCGUGGGUAGGGAAUUACGAAGAAUCUGAAUCGAAAGGAUGGUACGCUGCCUUACUAGGUGCAACGUUCUUCAAUUAUGCCGUCUCUAUCGCUGGGGCGGUACUACUUUACGUAUAUUUCACGCACGAAGGCAUAUGCGGCCUCAAUAAAUUUUUCAUCUCAUUCAACUUGAUUUUGUGCGUUAUUACCAGCAUCAUAUCGGUCUUACCGAGCGUGCAAGAACAUCAGCCACGAUCUGGGCUCCUUCAAUCUUCCGUGGUAACGUUAUACGUGGUAUACUUAACGUGGAGUGGCGUGUCAAAUAGUCCAGAUCACAAAUGCAAUCCCGGUUUCUUCGGCAUAAUUAACGGUCAUGACGUCAGUGCGCAAAAUCGGGUUGCAUUUGACAAGGAGAGCAUUAUCGGCCUUAUAAUUUGGUUCAGCUGCGUUCUCUACAGUUCGUUGCGCACGGCGUCCAAAUCAUCAAAGAUCACGAUGUCCGAGAAUGUCUUAGUCCAGGAUAAUGGGGCCGUCAGGAAUGCAGGAGAGCAGUCUCUUAUCGGCAAUGAAGAUUAUACUAAAGUAGAAGGACGUAAUCACGAUGCCGAGGGUGGAAGUGAUGCCAAAGUUUGGGACAAUGAAGAAGAUAAAGUGGCAUACAAUUGGAGUUUCUUCCAUCUUAUGUUCGCUCUGGCCACUUUGUACGUUAUGAUGACACUCACAAACUGGUACAGACCGAACUCGAAUCUAGAUACCUUAAAUUCGAACGCCGCGUCGAUGUGGGUGAAGAUUAUUUCUUCAUGGAUGUGUCUGGGCCUUUAUGUGUGGUCAUUGAUAGCGCCUACUGUUUUCCCGAAUAGAGAUUUCUCUUAAAUCUCUGGACUUAUCACGAGCAAAGACUCAGCGAACUAUGAGACAGCAAAAACAACCUGAGCUUUAGAGCUUUCUUGUAAUAUCAUCAACCGCCUAUUGCAAAAUGUCUGUAAGUACGGCUGUAGAAGUUAACUAGAAUUGAUGCUAGAACUGACCAGCAUCUUAUAAAUCAAUAUUACAAAAUGAAAGAAGUAUAUAAUAUUAAUAUGCUAAUAGUUAUAUGUCAUAUUUAUAAUCGUUUUUUUUUUUAAUUCUACGAUAUAUGAAAAAUUUUGCUUUCUUUCUGUUCUCUGUCUUCUCUUAUUCCGUUUAAAGAGGAUUUAGAAUAUUUGAUAAGUUUUUCUUAAUUAUCUAUUUUCUUAAUAUCCAGAUUAUUUUAUUUGUCCUAUCUAUUUACUUAAAAUUAUGAAUUAUAUAUAUAGAUAUUCCACUACUAUGAAUAUAAUUAUGUAAAUAUACUUAAAUCAUAGUUAUUGUGGGCUGCUGCUACUACUACUAUAAGACAACUUCAUAUACAAUCUAGUUUGGUUGAUAUUAUUUGAUUUAUUUGAAAAAGAAAACGUUGCCAAACAACUGUAUGUCAUUAUAAACACGAAGAAUAUUACAUAUAUGGCAAGAUUAACAUAUUUUUUCAGCUUGGCGUAUUUGGUGUAUAUUGCGAUAAAAAUGUACCAUUUCAAUGUACCGAAAUUUUAUGUACAUCUAUAUGAGUAUAUAUUUGUUACAGUAACGACAUAAGCAUUUCUUUUAUGUACUGUGCUUUGUGCGAUAACCAAGAAUUGUAUCGAAGAGACAUUACGUGCGAGCCGCAUUUUUUGAACGAUACGUGUAAUACAUAAAAGUAAGCAAGACAAAUAAAAUUAUAUAAAA
Dinoponera quadriceps is the source of this 2271-nucleotide messenger RNA. It is a transcript of the gene TMS1, whose product is annotated as probable serine incorporator. The record is from RefSeq and is a predicted model, not a curated record. Bases 1 to 1401 code for a protein of 466 amino acids. Gene Ontology annotation, cellular component: membrane. NCBI's taxonomy places the organism in Eukaryota, Metazoa, Arthropoda, Insecta, Hymenoptera, Formicidae. The transcript is spliced from 11 exons.